Messenger RNA from Podospora pseudocomata, 1143 nucleotides. It is a transcript of the gene RAD23, whose product is annotated as UV excision repair protein rad23. The record is from RefSeq and is a predicted model, not a curated record. Gene Ontology annotation, molecular function: damaged DNA binding; polyubiquitin modification-dependent protein binding; proteasome binding. Gene Ontology annotation, cellular component: nucleoplasm; cytosol. Gene Ontology annotation, biological process: proteasome-mediated ubiquitin-dependent protein catabolic process; nucleotide-excision repair. NCBI's taxonomy places the organism in Eukaryota, Fungi, Ascomycota, Sordariomycetes, Sordariales, Podosporaceae.
AUGAAGGUCAAUUUCAAGGACCUCAAGCAGCAGAAGUUCACCAUCGAGUUUGAGCCCACCGAUCUCAUCUCGACGGUGAAGCAGAAGCUCUCUGAGGACCAUGGCUGGGAUCCUGCGCUCCAAAAGCUCAUCUAUUCAGGCAAGAUUCUGAAGGAUGAGGAUACCAUCGAGUCUUGCAAGAUCGAGGAGAAGGGCUUUGUUGUUUGUAUGGUGAGCAAGCCCAAGGCGCCCAAGCCAGCUCCUGCCGCCGAGUCUUCUUCCGUCGUCCCGGCCACGCCUGCUCAAGCCGCCCCAGCCUCUACCCCAGCGCCCCCAGCUGCCCCAGCUCAAGUAUCAAAUGCCACCUCAGCUGCUCCUGCCACCCCCAGCCCAAAUCGGACUAGUGGUGCCCCCAACGACUCGAGUGCUCUCGCUAUGGGAGAGCAGCGUGCGCAGGCUAUUGCCAACAUGGAGGCCAUGGGUUUCGAGCGAUCCCAGAUCGACGCUGCUAUGCGUGCCGCCUUCUUCAACCCCGAGCGUGCGGUUGAGUACUUGUUGACGGGCAUUCCUGAGAACGUUCAACAACAAACAGCUGCCCAGCGCGUGGGUCAUGCCAUCCCCCCGCCCCUGCUGCUGCGAGCCCCGCCCCUGCGCCUGCUGGCUGCUGGUGACCUUGAGGGAGAAAAUUUGUUUGACCUUGCUGCUCGUGCUGGUGGUGCCCGCAGCGGAAGUGGUGGAGCUGCUACCGCCGGAGCGAGCGCGCAAGAUCUUGGCAACCUAAGCUGGCUUAGACAGAACGCUCAGUUCCAACAGCUUCGCCAAGUCGUCCAACAACAGCCCGGCAUGCUCGAGCAGAUUCUUCAGCAGCUCAGUGCUGGUAACCCACAACUCGCCCAGACGAUCGCCCAGAACCCAGAGCAGUUCCUCCAGUUGCUUAGUGAGCACGGUGAUGACGAUGCGCCGCUCCCCCCUGGAGCCCACCAGAUUUCGGUCACAGAGGAGGAGCGUGACGCCAUUGAGCGGUUGACUCGGCUAGGAUUCAGCCAGGACCAGGCCAUCCAGGCGUAUUUUGCCUGCGAGAAGAACGAGGAGUUGGCUGCGAACUUCUUGUUCGACCAGCCCGAUGACGAUGAUGAUGACAUGGGCGGCACCGGUACUCACUAA